This is a messenger RNA of Anoplopoma fimbria (sablefish), 2904 nucleotides long. It is a transcript of the gene hap1, whose product is annotated as huntingtin associated protein 1. The transcript is spliced from 15 exons. Gene Ontology annotation, biological process: anterograde axonal transport of mitochondrion; neurotrophin TRK receptor signaling pathway; neurogenesis. The record is from RefSeq and is a predicted model, not a curated record. NCBI's taxonomy places the organism in Eukaryota, Metazoa, Chordata, Actinopteri, Perciformes, Anoplopomatidae. Gene Ontology annotation, cellular component: dendrite. Gene Ontology annotation, molecular function: signaling receptor binding. The annotation marks the transcript as partial.
CCUGGAAGCCUGCGUCCUCUCCCUGAGCCACCAGGGGGCCUGAGUCCCACAGUGGGACACCCAGCUCUGGGUUUGUUCACCCUGAACCCUCCGGCCCCAGUCAAGCUGUCCCACCCUGCCUCCUCUCCCUCCCCCUCUUCUCCUCCUGCUACUGUUUCUCCUCCCUCCUGGUCCCCACAGGCCCACCUGGCCUCCCAUUCAGCUUUCUCCCUCCAUGAGGGGUGGGGGGAGGCAUCGGGGGGCGUGGAUGUGGACCCCCAGCCUCUUCAUCUUGAUUCACCUGAAAAGCUAAGGGACCUGGGGAAACGAUGCCAUGAUGUGUCAACUUUAACAGACCUUUGUUCAAACCUGCCAGAGUUGGAGAUAGUGAGCCUCCUUUCAGAGGGUCAGCCCAGCUACACCCUUCGAGCGGACAGUGUGUUUGGAUACGACAAUGACGACUGGCUGCACACCCCUCUGCUGCCACCAACGGUCGUGUUGGGACUCACACACGAGCAGCUUGAAGAGACUCUCAAGUACUUCUUGCUGUGUUCAGAGAGAGUGGGCCAGGUCACCAAGACGUAUCAUGACAUCAAGGCAGUCACCCACCUGCUGGAGGAGAAAGAGCGGGAUCUCGAGUUAGCAGCGAGAAUCGGUCAAUCCCUCCUGAAGCAGAACCAAGAAAUAACCGCUCGCAAUGAAAUGCUGGAUGAGCAGCUUGAGAUUGCAACCGAAGAGAUUGCUCAACUCCGCCAUGAACUCUCGAUGCGAGACGACCUCCUUCAGUUCUACGCCAGCACCGAGGAGAUCGAGAACGCUGAGUCACAAUCACCAAUAAAAAGGAACGAAUCAUGCAGUUCUCUCAGCAACUUUGUCCACUACGACUUCAUGCAGCAGAAACUGAAGGGUUUAGAGGAUGAGAACCGCAAACUGCGAGUAGAGGCCAAUGAGCUCACAACAGAGACGACCAACUAUGAGGAGCAAGAACAGGAGCUGAUGAUGGUGUGUGUGGAAGAACUCUCGUCCGUUAAUAAGCGGGUCGUCGACCUGUCAGAGGAGCUAGCACGGAAAAUUGAGGACACUCUCCGACAACAGGAGGAGAUCAGCUCACUGCUGGCACAGCUCGUUGACCUGCAGGCCCGUUGCAAAGGGCUCACCCAUGAGAACGAAGAGCUGAACCAACACCUGUGUGCCUCCCGUGAGAGCCAGCUAAAUCUUCAAUCAGAGCUCAAGGACCUGAAGGACAAAUACUCUCAGUGUGAGGACAUGCUCCGCGAGGCCUGGGAGGACAUCAAGAACUUGCGUAAUAAGAGCCUUCCCAACAGCACGGUGCAGCGCUACACUGCUCUGGCCUCCGUCCUCCCCAUGGACUCACUGGCAGCCGAGAUAGAGGGCACCUUCCGCAAAGGCCUGGACACCCCGGCACCCUCAGAGUACAAGAACCACCCUCGGCGUGUGUUUGAAACAGUGAAGGUGGUGAACAAGGCUGUGAGGCUGCAGUCUCGGUGCCACUCCCUGGGGCUGCCAGGCUCCAGCCCGGCGUCAACUCACUCCAGCUGCACCAGCACCCCCCGAACCAGCUACUACGGCUCAGACAAUGCUAGCCUCACUCUGGAGGACAAGCCCAGCUCCAAUAAUACUCAGAAAGAAGACAACAGAGUUAGCGGGCCGAAGCGUCUGGGCCAGCCAGGCACACCAGGAGGCCAGGACCUUGAGGCCGCCUUGCGCAACCUGUCAGCCCGCCAGCAGAGCCACUCCUCUGAGCGGCCUUUCUUUGAAGUGGAGCGUGAGCGUAAACUACACGCAUUGGCAGCGGACUGCGAGGAGGGCGAGGGCUCCAGUGGCUUCCUGACUCCUAAUGACAGUCUGGUCUCCAGCCCGGCAGCAUCAACAGGCACCAACUACUCCAACGGCAGCUCACGACAUUCCUGUGGCUCCUCAGGUGGUUCCAGGUCCUACCUGCCCGACCGCUUGCAGAUCGUCAAACCUCUGGAAGGCUCGGUGACUCUUCACCAGUGGCAACAGUUGGCCAAACCAAACUUGGGAGGCAUCCUGCAUCCACGUCCGGGCGUCCUGACUAAAGACUUCAGGGAGCUUGAGGUGGACAUCCAGCACGUCUACAGUCUGAACGACCUGGAGGAGGAUGAACCCGACCUCUCGCAGCUCUCUGGAGCACAUGGCAUGGUCUCUCCACCUGGUCCCAAGCUCCCUCAGACCUCUCCCACACAUACCAUAACCACCUGCCAAGCCCUCCAACCCUCCCUUCUCAUCCCAUCCUUAUCCACUAGCCUUCACUCUUUCGGCCUGCCAUCUUGUCGGAACUGUGAGCUCGUGACCACUUCGUCGCCAUCCAACCAGCGGCCCUUUGGCCAAGGAGGCUGGACCACCACAGACACCAAACAUGUAACCACUUCAUCACUGGGACUCCUGCAGCUCCUGAAAGAGCGCGGCAUCUCAGCCUCUCCUCACCCACACCACCACCCGCACUACAACCAUAGUACUGAACCUUCACCCUCCACAGCAAAAGACAAAUGUGGCGACUCACCGCCGGACAAAGAGGGACGAAGGUACAUUUUCAGUCUGAACUUGGUUGAGAAGCUUCAUGCUCUGGGGUUGCACAGAGUGGCAGCCUGGGGGAUGACGGGCCGCAGUGGAACAGAGAAGCAGUCGGUCGUCCUCUGAAAGUUUGAUGAGGACUGUUCAUCACUUCCAGCUCUCUCAUUUCACUGUAGUGACUCUACAUCCAGCCAUGUGAUCUCCACUGUGCAGUUCAGGACCCACAGCUCUGGUGUCUUGAAAACAAAAGCCACAGAAUGUGCUAGAGCCAUACGUUAAGUUGUUGGUGUUCAGUCAUAUUAUUUUCUAUGAAUGUGUGUACAGUAGGUGUGUGUGUGUGUGUGUGUGUGUGUGUGUGUGUGUGUGUGU